AUGCUGGUGGCACUGCUUCUCCCCUUCCUGUGCCUCCUGAGCCCGGCUGCCGCUGGGAGGCUGCUGGUGAUCCCCAUGGAGGGCAGCCACUGGCUCAGCAUGAAAAAAGUGCUGAUGGAGCUGAGCAAGAGAGGGCACGAAAUCGUGGUCAUCGCACCAGACAACAAAAUCCUGAUCGAUUCCUCAGAUGUCUACGAACUGAAGACCUACCCUGUGCCAUUGAUGAAGGAGGACAUGGAAGAACAGUUACGCUCCUUCAGUGCAAGAGUUUUCAGCCAAGAGCCUUUCCUCGUGAGAUUCUGGAAGCGUUUGGAAGAUUACCGGAAGAGUGGGACCAUGUUUCAUGCUUCGUGCAAGUCCUUGCUGUACAACCAAGAGCUGAUGCAGUACAUCGGAGACAGUCACUUUGAUGCCCUACUCACGGAUCCUGUUACACCCUGUGGGCAGAUCAUUGCCCUGCACUUCUCCAUCCCCAGUGUUUUCUUCCUGAGGCUGGUUCCGUGUGCCUUGGAGGUUCGCGCGGCUCAGGGCCCGGACCCGCCGUCCUACGUCCCACGCAUGUUCUCGGAAAACACCGACCACAUGUCCUUCUCCAAGAGGGUGAAGAACUUCCUGAUUGCCCUUUCCGAGUCCUUCAUCUGCAAUAUUGCCUAUUCUCAAUUUGAGGAGCUGGCCUCAGAGUUCCUCCAAAAACCGAUGACAAUGACAGAGAUUUUAAGUCAUGGGUCCAUCUGGCUGAGGAGAAUAGACUUUGUCUUUGAGUAUCCCAUGCCUGUCAUGCCCAACAUGGUUUUCAUUGGAGGCAUCCACUGUGGAGAGAAGAAGAAGCUGCUGUCUCAGAAGGAGAAAAUGAUGGAGAGAGAUAGGUCAGGAUGA
Molecule: messenger RNA, 876 nt
Organism: Vidua chalybeata
Lineage: Eukaryota; Metazoa; Chordata; Aves; Passeriformes; Viduidae
Product: UDP-glucuronosyltransferase 1A1-like
Exons: 2
Coding region: 1-876 (291 amino acids)
Molecular function (GO): UDP-glycosyltransferase activity
Source: RefSeq, a predicted model, not a curated record